Molecule: messenger RNA, 1630 nt
Organism: Drosophila hydei
Lineage: Eukaryota; Metazoa; Arthropoda; Insecta; Diptera; Drosophilidae
Product: thiamine transporter 1
Exons: 5
Coding region: 275-1630 (451 amino acids)
Biological process (GO): vitamin transport; transmembrane transport
Cellular component (GO): plasma membrane
Molecular function (GO): vitamin transmembrane transporter activity
Source: RefSeq, a predicted model, not a curated record
UAGGGAAAAUUUUCGCGUUUCCCGUCUAACACAUUAAUCUGUGGACUACAGUGCUGAUUACAAUAAAUAUAGACGGUUAGGUAUAUAAAUACCUAUGUAUGUGAAUUGUUUAACUUGUAACCCCAUAAAAAGCUAUGUGCAAUUAUUUUAAUUAUUUGUAUGCUACGUCCGAUCACUCAAGCCUCAGCUAGUUAGUCGAGUUUGACCAACUCGUUGAUUAGAUAGUGUUGAUCAAACACAAGCACUAGUACAAGCAAUAGCAUUAGAACUAGACAUGGAGCAUUCUUGGUUGAAGAUAUCUGGUGUGCUUUGUGUAUUUGGGUUUUUACGUGAGUUGCGGCCCUCGGAGCCCUAUCAUUCUGAAAUUUUGCUAGGCGAGUGGUAUAAUGUGACACAGGAUCAAGUGAACCGUAGUGUCUACCCAAUCGGAACUUAUUCCUAUCUAUCGCUGCUGAUUGUUGUUUUCCUGAUCACUGAUUUUCUCAGAUACAAGCCCAUGAUUAUUGCCAACGCCCUCACAGGAAUUAUUGUUUGGACUGUGCUGCUAACUACGAGCACGUUGCUGGGUCUGCAAGUCGUUGAGGUAUUCUAUGGCUUCUAUCAGGCCACCGAGGUAGCAUAUUAUUCCUAUAUAUAUGCCAAGGUCGAUAAGAAGUAUUAUCCCCGUGUCACAUCCCAUACACGAGCUGCCAUGUUUGUGGGAAAACUUGUGGCAGGGCUAUUGGCUCAGCUGCUCAUUGGCUUUGAUUGGAUGAACUAUCAACAGUUGAUGUACAUAUCUGUUGGCUCACAAGUGUUAGCCCUCCUAUGGACCAUUUUACUGCCCAGAGUGGAGCAGAGCUUGUAUUUCCAUCAACAAAUGGCAGUCAGUGGAGCCGUUGAUAAGGAAACGGAUGCACCUGAGCUCUCUAAAAAUAUAUCCAAUGAACUCUCGAAUGAAAUCUCUAAAAAUAUAUCCAAUGAACUCUCGAUGGCCAAGAAGGACCGUGCUCAACCAUUGCAGCUGCUGUGGUUGCACUUCCACAGUGCUUAUACAAAUGUCCUGGUUCUACAGUGGAGCUUGUGGUAUGCGAUCAAUCUGGCUGGCUAUCUGCAAGUAACAACCUACAUACAAGUUCUGUGGAAAUCGUUUGCAAACGAGCCAAAGAUUGUUUGGAAUGGGGGCGUAGACGCCGCCCUUACUGCACUAGCUGCUCUCUUCUCUCUAAUGGCGGGCUAUUUGCACGCAGGACGUUUAAAAACACACGCCAGCCUUUUAUCGUUAGCUGUGCUGGCAAUUUUAGAGGGUGUCUGCAUAUUGUUUGCAUCGUGGACCACUAAUAUUUAUUUGUCAUAUCUGGGUUAUGUGCUGUUUGGAGCUCUUUUUGGAUAUACUAUCACGGUGGCCAGCGCCGAGCUGGCCAAAAGUUUGGCUGAGGAUAGCUUUGCCUUGAUCUUUGGCAUAAACACACUCAUUGCACUGAUAUUACAAACUGUGCUCACUCUUGUCGUCGUCUCCGAGAGUGCGAAUCUUCAGUUGAACACGUUUGAACAGUUUACCACCUAUGCAUUUUAUUUUAUUGUGAUAAGCACUGUUUAUUUUAUAGCCAUUGUUGUUCAAUACUUAUUUACGUGCUUUAAAAAUACUUAA